This is a messenger RNA of Cataglyphis hispanica, 2814 nucleotides long. RefSeq names its product tetratricopeptide repeat protein 39B-like. Bases 318 to 2141 code for a protein of 607 amino acids. Gene Ontology annotation, molecular function: protein binding. Lineage: Eukaryota; Metazoa; Arthropoda; Insecta; Hymenoptera; Formicidae. The transcript is spliced from 11 exons. The record is from RefSeq and is a predicted model, not a curated record.
UCGCGUUUACGUCAGUUCACGCCGAGCUUUCGCGCGUGUGGGUCGCGACCGUAAAUCGUCGAGUCUGUCGCGCGUUUUCGCAGUGCCUGCGCGAAGCCUUGUUGUUCAAUCGAAAAAAACGCAUUGCGUGUGCACAUAGCAAUCCUCUGAUGACGUUCACUACGCAGAGUCGCAUGACGAAAGGAUUUGCUGCUGAUAUACAUUUUGCCUAGCGUGUUCUACGGCGACGAUCGAUCGUAGAAGCGUUCACCUGCAUCUAACGCCUAACUCUCCCAGAGUGUUUUAACGAGAACCAGUUGCCUAACAUAAAAUAAAAAAUGUCAGACAUUGAAGGUGAUGAUGAGUUUCAAGAUGCUCAGGAAUCAUUACCACAACUCACUUCUAUGGAUUUGGAUACAGCGAUAAUGGAGGCGAAAAAAUCGAUACAUUGUUUUUUCAAUAAUGACUUCGAUGAGGCGAGGAAAAUUUUAGAGCCAUGGGCGGACAGCAGCAUGUAUCACUCUUUGGGGACUAGCGUAUUCGCAUUUUUAGAAGCAAUUCUUACGUUUGAACAAAAACAUAUCGAGAAGGCGUCGGAGAUAUUGAAGCAAUGCAUGAGCGUAUGUUCCAAACACCGAAAACACACCACUAUCACGCAGAAUAUCGGAAAAAUAGUGAAGAAGGUCAACUAUGAUUCUUACACAAAUGAGGAAGUGCAUGCGGAACUCUGUUAUGCCGAGUCGCUUCUCCUCAAAUCGAUGCUCACUUUUGUAGAAGAUGAGACUUUGGUCAGCUUUGUCAAGGCGGGAUUGAAAAUUCGUACCUGUUUUCUGUCAUACAAGGAAUGCAUGAUGAUCUUGAACAAUCGCAAAUGGGGAAACGAUAUUCACAAAGUGCAUUUCGAAAGUGGCGUUCGUAUGGGUAUCGGUGCAUUCAACUUGAUGAUAUCGUUGUUACCGGCGCGAAUUAUUAAGCUAUUAGAAUUUAUCGGAUUCUCCGGCGAUAAGGCCUACGGUCUAGCGGAAUUAAAAGCGGGUUAUAAUGAGAGGAGAGGUCUGCGACAAAUCUUAUGCGUUAUGACUUUGUUGUCUUACAAUCUGAUCGUCACUUUUGUACUGAGUCACUCGGAUGGCGAUUUAGAAUGGUGCGAUCAAGUUUUGCAGCAGGAGCUGAGCCUUUAUCCGAAUGGCGUAUGGUUCCUGUUCUUCAAGGGAAGACUAGAGCUCACGCGGGGCAACUUCGAAGAGUGCAUAGACUGGUAUAUCAAAUCGUGGAAAAGUCAAAAUGUAUGGUCGCAGUUCCAUCAUCUCUGUUAUUGGGAAUUGAUGUGGGCGCAUUGCUCACUGCAGCAAUGGAAUAAAGCGGUCAUAUAUGCUACGAUGCUGAUGAACGAGUCUAAUUGGUCACGCACUAUCUACCUGUACCAGAAGGCUGCGAUUUUGCUUAUGCAAAACCCGUCGAACGGGAGCGAAGAGAAACAACAGAUUGAUAACCUGAUGAUGCAGGCACCAACCUACAAGCAGCGCAUUGCCGGCAAGUCGCUACCGAUGGAGAAAUUUGUGAUCAAGAAGACGGAGCGUUAUUUUGCGCAAAAGAAAAAUCUAGUCUUGCCUAUAUUUGAGCUUAUGUAUGUAUGGAAUUUCUUCAGGAUAAUAGGCAAGCGGCAAGAUUUGAUAUUGAAUAUAUUCAAAAGGAUAGAGGAGACGGAGAGAGAACUCAAAACAGCCUCGAAAAAUGAAUUCCACGCGGACAACGAAGCGCUUCUAUUACUGUUGAAAGGCGUUUGUCUGCGACAAAUGCAACAUCGUUUACAAUCGGAGGAGUGUUUGCGACGUGUUUUACAAUUGGAGAAAUCAGUCAAGGAGGACACGUACUUAUUUCCCUAUGCUACCGUAGAAUUAGCUUUAUUAGCUCAAGAUCAAGGCGAUACUCAGUUAGCUAUAGGUUUUUUAGAAGAUGCUAAGAAAAAUUACACGGGCUACUUAUUAGAAUCUAGAUUACACUUCAGAAUACAUUCGGAUCUAAUGAUAUUGACUGGCAAGAAGACUAAUAAUUACACGAUGAAGAAGCACGAGAAUCAUCAGCAAGCGGACAUUACUGCCAAUAAUAGUGUCAUUAUCGCGGGUCCAAGUGCUGAUGAUUCUAUCGACAUUAAAUUAUAGAAGCGUUGUAUAAAGAGAGAAAGAGCAUAUACACAAUCGAAAAUCUAUUUAUUUUUAAAUAGUAAAAGUAAAAUAACGUUCCUUUACAUAUCUUUUUAAGCGAUAUAAAUAUUGCAUAUAUUGUACGUAUGACGAGGACUCUUUCAUGAAGACAAACCAGUAAGUUUGCAAUUUCCCCUUGAUAUCGAUUGAAGGCCUCGGUAUAACUAUCAUCUGGUUUUGUUAUCUAUAUAAAGUCUGAAGGUUUUGCCAGGAUUUAUUCGGGAGUUGAGUACAUUUUAUAGCAUGCCCGAUAUUAAGGCAUAAAUUAUUUUCUUCCACAAGAGUAACGAUGAAAUAUGGAAAAGUAAUAUUUUGUAGUGAUUAUAACAUUGAUACAUAAAUUCUAUCUUCUGUGAGAAAAAUAAAAAGAAUAAGGUAUAUACAAUAUAUAUAUAACAUUCUCAUCGCGGAAUUUUGCGUGAGGAUAUAUUUUCUAGCGCGAUUAAUAUAUAGAGUAUAUAUUAUAUAUGUAUAAAUUAUUUUCUUUUUUAGAAGAUUAGCAAGAGAGUGUGAUCUGUGAUUGUUCUACUGUGUGUGGCGAAAGCUUAUUAUAAAUAAAAUGUUACGAAAAAGAUUUGUAUAUAUGCAAAGGAUUAUGUAAAAAACGUAAUAAAAUGAAUGAAGAAUGAUA